ACAUGAAUUCCUAGACAGAACUCUGCAAGCUCGGAUCGCUCGCAUUCAAUUUUCUUUCAUUUGAUCCCAGUUUGGAACCGUGCGAGCACUAAACGGGCCGACGUCAUUCUCAUCACUGACAUUGCCAACCGAACAAUAUUGCGCCUCUACGUGAGAUGCUUGAAGAAGAAGUUCAACUAAUACUGGCGCUGUCGCGCUCGUUUAAUAGCGUGGCACCCGUCCAAUUCAGCGCCAGUCCACCCAGACUCUCUGACUUGCGUUUGCUGCCAACUCCUGCCUUCCAUGUUAAUCCUUUUACCGAGUAUGUUUCCACACUCGCCUCCAGCACCGGAUCUUCUACCGUCUACGCAUAUGGGCGGAAACUCGAGGGCACUGUGCUCAUGGCAAGUCUCGCUUUGCUUCCCCAUUCCGGUAGGACGGUCUACUUUAAAAAGCUUGCGGGUGGGGCAUACCCUUAGCAACACCCCAAGCAAGCCAACUCUGCCUGACAAUGCUCUCUUUCCUCUCUCUUAUCCUAAUCGCUAGUAGCGCCAAUGCAUGGUUCAGACUCCCAUGCACGCUGCCGCUCGUUCAAGAGCGCCUUGACCCUAUCGAGCAGCCCGGCGUGAACCCCUCCCAACACGUCCAUACUGUACACGGCGGAUCCAACUUCGCGGCUAGCAGCACCUACCAGACCAUGCGCCAGUCUAAAUGCACUUCAUGUCAAGUAGGACAGGAUCUCUCCAACUACUGGUUCCCCAAGCUCUACUUCAGGGACCCACAGACAGGGCUAUUCGAAUCUGUCGCCAAUGGCGCAGGUCUCCUCAUCUACUACCAGAACCGCGGAAGCAUGGACGUCGCCAACGGCGGUCCUGGGCUCAAAGCCUUCCCCGAAGGGUUCAGGAUGAUCACCGGGGACCCGACGAAGCGUAGCUUCCCAUUUCCUCCUGGCUUGGGCACCCAGGCCGAGCUCGCGGAAAGUGCCAUCGCCUGGCUGUGCUUGCGCUACACGACGAGCAACCCCGACUAUGGAGGAACGGGCGGAUUUCCCACUACGGACUGUGAGGCCGGGUUCCAAUCUAGGUUGCAUUUCCCUGCGUGCUGGGACGGCGUGAAUGUGGACAGUACGGACCACAAAUCCCACGUCGCGUACCUAUCGCAGCUCGACAAUGGCGAUUGCCCCUCUACGCACCCCGUUGGCCUCAUGAAGCUCUUCUACGAGAUUACGUGGAAUAUCCACGACUUUGUCGGGAGAUGGAACGAGAGUGACGGAUGGCCGUUUGUCUAUCUGACGCUCGACCCGACGGGAUACGGAUGGCACGGCGACUUCCAGAAUGGAUGGGAUGUCGACGCUCUGCAAGAGGCGAUCGAUAACUGCAACAACCCCGAUAACGAUACUAUCAAUGGCGUAUUCACCGCUUGCUCUGUAUUCGAUAUCAUCAGCGCUGAUACCGCUAAUGAGUGCAGAAUCGCUUCGGUGGUCAAUGAGGAUACGGAGGGUACGCUCGCGAAGCUCCCUGGAUGCAACCCGCUGCAGUACGGUCCGGGGGAUGCGACCAUGUAUACAGAUGCAGAGUGCCCGUCCUGA
Guyanagaster necrorhizus is the source of this 1567-nucleotide messenger RNA. RefSeq lists its product as uncharacterized. The transcript is spliced from 13 exons. The record is from RefSeq and is a predicted model, not a curated record. Lineage: Eukaryota; Fungi; Basidiomycota; Agaricomycetes; Agaricales; Physalacriaceae. The coding region runs from base 491 to 1567 and encodes 358 amino acids.